Messenger RNA from Pistacia vera, 1515 nucleotides. RefSeq names its product protein phosphatase 2C 37. Gene Ontology annotation, biological process: protein dephosphorylation. The coding region runs from base 213 to 1448 and encodes 411 amino acids. Gene Ontology annotation, cellular component: cytosol; nucleus. Lineage: Eukaryota; Viridiplantae; Streptophyta; Magnoliopsida; Sapindales; Anacardiaceae. Gene Ontology annotation, molecular function: protein serine/threonine phosphatase activity; cation binding. The transcript is spliced from 3 exons. The record is from RefSeq and is a predicted model, not a curated record.
UUUUAAUAGGUGCUUUCAUUUCUGCAAGAGAUCUCUCAUUUCUCUUCUGUCUCUUCUUUGUCUAUAGAAACUCAUUAGUCGCUUCUUUCUUCAAUAUAAUUGUAGAGUACUGAAGCGGUGAAGCCAACUGAUUGCAGAGUUAAGAGUUGGAGUUGGAGUUGAAGUUGAAGUUAUCAACUUGAGCUUGUGUUUCAUUAUUUUCUUGGAAUUCAAUGGCUGGAAUUUGUUGUGGAGUUGUUAAUGAGACUGAACCAGCUGCACCAGUUGAGCCCAGCUCACGAACAUCCAGGCGAAGGAGGUUAGAGCUACGGCCGUUUAAGUUGGUGGCAGACGCCGCCGUGCAACCUCCAACGCCGUUAGAAAACGGUCGGAAACGACAAAGGCUUGAACUUUUUACACCCGUACCACGAGAGAACUGUGAAACGAACGUACCUAACCGAAGCCGUUCUGUUAAUAAUGAAAAAGUUAAUAGUAAUGAAGCCCUGAAUUUAAGCUCCCGUGCAAACCUUGUGGAUGAUGAGGGAGAUGAGAGUCCUAAAUUUGGGAUGACGUCAGUUUGUGGGAGAAGACGAGACAUGGAAGACGCAGUUUCGAUUCGCACGUCGUUUUAUAGGAAAAAAGGCAGCGUUUCAGCUAACACGCACUUCUUCGGCGUAUUUGAUGGCCAUGGUUGCUCUCAUGUGGCGAUGAAGUGUAAAGAUCGGCUGCAUGAGAUUGUUAAAGAAGAGCUUGAAGCCUGUAAUGAAGAAGAAACUGUGGAGUGGAAGGACGCUAUGGAGCGAAGCUACGAGAGAAUGGAUAAAGAGGUACAAGGGUUGACCGAGAAGUCGAAGAUCUCAAGUUGUAGAUGUGAGCUCCAGACUCCUCAAUGCGACGCCGUUGGAUCCACGGCUGUUGUCGCCGUUGUUACUCCGGAUAAGAUUGUCGUCUCUAACUGUGGCGACUCUCGCGCUGUCCUCUGCCGAAACGGAGUCGCAGUCCCUCUCUCUUCGGAUCAUAAGCCGGAUCGACCGGAUGAGUUGCUCCGAAUCCAAGAGGCGGGUGGCCGGGUCAUUUACUGGGAGGGACCACGUGUCCUCGGUGUUCUGGCGAUGUCAAGAGCAAUUGGAGACAAUUAUUUGAAGCCGUUCGUGAUUCCGGAACCGGAGGUGAUGGUGACGGAGCGUACGACGGAUGACGAGUGUUUGAUUCUGGCGAGCGACGGCUUAUGGGACGUGGUGUCCAACGACACAGCCGUUAACGUGGUGCGCACGUGCUUCCGAGCUCACAGAACGUCGACUUCGUCACCCGGAUCGCCGGGAAGUGACGUGGCUGGACAGAGUUCCGAUAAGGCCUGCUCCGACGCGUCAAUUCUGUUGACCAAAUUGGCCCUGGCUAGACAUAGUAUGGACAACGUGAGCGUUGUUGUGGUUGAUUUGAGAAAAAAUUCACAGCAACAGAAGCCAUAGUCCAUAGAAAAAUUAUACAUAAACUAAAUUUACUAAUUUUCCGACUUGAAUUAAAAAUGAAAAAAAA